AGAGGAUAAGAUGUUGGUUUUAUAAAAUUAAUUAUUUAUUUAUUGAAUGUUACUCUUCAAUUUAAAUAUGUUUCUUUUUUCUUGCAACAUGCAUGUCUGUAUGCCACGGUACGGUGGGAUAGUUUAAUGGAUCACACAUUAUUAUCUACAGAUAAUAUUUCUUUGAAAAAUAUUAUUGAAGAAUGUAAAGAAAAUUCUGUUCCUUUAACCACCGUGUCAUUGGCUAAUGUUCAAUUGCAACAAUUUAUCACAAUGGAAGAUCGCAUACCAGAUGUAGAACUGGUCAAUCAAGAUCAGUCUCUUCAUCAUUUAUCUAAUAAUACAACGGGUAUGACUAUAACUUCUGGCAAUGUUGUAAUACAAAAAGACAGCAGUAAUCUUAUAGGCAUUAGUAUUGGAGGAGGAGCACCCUUAUGUCCCUGCUUAUAUAUUGUACAAAUUUUUGAUAAUACACCAGCAGCAAUAGAUGGUACUUUACAAUCUGGAGAUGAACUUGUAGCAGUAAAUGGAACAUCAGUCAGAGGAAAAACAAAAGUAGAAGUUGCAAAAAUGAUACAAUCUUGUGAUUCUCAAGUCAGUAUUAAUUAUAAUAAAUUACAUGCUGAUCCUAAACAAGGUCGUACUCUUGAUAUUGCUUUGAAAAAGGUAAAACACAGGUUAGUUGAAGGAAUGGGAAGUGCAACAGCAGAUGCGCUAGGGUUAUCACGUGCCAUUCUUUGUAAUGAUGCUCUUGUACAACGAUUAAUGGCAUUACAACGUACAGAAAAUUUGUAUAGAGGUUUAGUUUCUCAUGCUAAAGCUACUUUACAUGCUUUUUUUGAUCUGAUACAAAUAUAUAAAGUAUUUGGAGAUGCCUUUGCUGCAAUAGGAGUAAGAGAACCACAACCACGAGCUAGUGAAGCUUUCAGACAAUUUGGUGAACAACAUAGACAAAUGGAAAAAUUUGGAAUAACAAUUUUAAAAACUUUAAAACCUAUAUUAAAUGAUCUAGGCACAUAUCUUCAUAAAGCUAUUCCCGAUACUCGAUUAACUAUUAGCAAAUAUGCUGAUGCAAAGUUUGAAUAUCUUUCUUAUUGUUUGAAAGUAAAAGAACUAGAUGAUGAAGAACAAAGUUAUGCAGCAUUACAAGAACCUCUUUAUCGAGUAGAGACAGGAAAUUAUGAAUAUCGUUUAGUAUUGAGAUGUCGACAAGAAGCUCGAGCAAAAUUUGCUAAACUUAGAUCAGAUGUACUUGUAAAACUUGAAUUAUUAGACAAUAAACACGUUCAAGAUGUUGUAUGGCAAAUGCAAAAAUUUGCAGCUGGUUUAGCAAAAUAUUAUUCUAACACACGAGACUUAUUAUCUGCAAUAAUGUUAUUUCCUGUUGAAGUUGAUUUAUCACAUUCAGCAUUUCAAUAUAAAUCCACUGGUCCUCAAGUAAUAACUGAUGGAGAAGAUAUAGAUGAAUUUGAAUCAGAAGAAAAAACAAAUAUAAAUGAAGAUUUACUCAUAGAUACACAGAAUUUUUCACUCAUAACUUCAGAAUCUAAUAAUAUGUAGCAAUAUAUUCCUUUUGCAAAGGAUUUUAAUAAUUAUUGUGCUCUUUUAUUAAAAUUUAAUCAAAUGAUAUUACAGUGAAA
Messenger RNA from Apis florea (little honeybee), 1619 nucleotides. RefSeq names its product protein interacting with PRKCA 1 (gene PICK1). Gene Ontology annotation, molecular function: protein domain specific binding; protein kinase C binding; phospholipid binding. Gene Ontology annotation, biological process: receptor clustering; positive regulation of receptor internalization; dendritic spine maintenance. The record is from RefSeq and is a predicted model, not a curated record. Gene Ontology annotation, cellular component: postsynaptic density; neuron projection; postsynaptic early endosome. Lineage: Eukaryota; Metazoa; Arthropoda; Insecta; Hymenoptera; Apidae.